GUGGCACCCCCUACUGCUUAGCACCCUGACUUGCCAUUGGCCAGAGCCCGGAGUGAAGCAGCCGCGGAUUGGUCAAGAGCGGUGCGGGGGUGGGGGUGGAGCUGCAGCAGCCUGGAGCCAGGAGUGGGCAACGCGGCGUGAGCAGCGGCCCGAGGCUCCCGGAGCAUCGCGCUGGGAGAAGACUUCGCCGCUCGGGGCAGCAGCCUGUGUGAUCUCAUCGCCGCCCUGUCGUGACUUCAUCAAUGUCGUGUUGUGACCUGGCUGCGGCGGGACAGGUGGUGACCGCCAGGAACCCUCCUCCCCUUCUCAUCUCCCCAUCUCAGCAGCCCCGCUUCGAUUAUCCGGCUUUUGGAUUCUCCGUUGUCCUGGGAACUAUCCGGGACCCCCUCUUGCUUCUCCAGCCCCUGCCGGCAUCCACAGGCUGGUAGCGGGACGGGGAGGGCGAGAAGAGGGAGCGCAAGGGGUUAAUUCUGCUGCUGCCGCCGCUGCUGCUGCUGCUGCUGCAGCCUCUACCCGAGGGAGGGAAAGGAGAGGAGGCAAGGAGCCUGCGGGGGCGACUGAGAGCCCUGGCUGGAGGGGUGGGGUCCCCAAAGGGGCCUCCAAGCCUUCCCUGUUGAGCAUCUUGUAUUCUCACUUCUGAAGCGUAUCUCUGCCUCUGAAGAAGGGAGGGGAAAGGAAGCCUGGGGUGUCCUUUUCUCCCAUGUCAGCCUGAGUCCGGAUAAUCGAACUUCACCCAUUUGGGCAAGGCGAGCAUCAUGGCCUCGGAUUGCGAGCCAGCUCUGAACCAGGCAGAGGGCCGAAACCCCACCCUGGAGCGCUACCUGGGAGCCCUCCGUGAGGCCAAGAAUGACAGCGAGCAGUUUGCAGCCCUGCUGCUAGUGACCAAGGCAGUCAAAGCAGGUGACAUAGAUGCCAAAACUCGGCGGCGGAUCUUCGAUGCUGUCGGCUUCACCUUCCCCAAUCGUCUCCUGACCACCAAGGAGGCGCCGGAUGGCUGCCCUGACCAUGUUCUGCGGGCUUUGGGUGUGGCCCUGCUGGCCUGCUUCUGCAGUGACCCUGAACUGGCCGCCCAUCCCCAAGUCCUGAACAAGAUUCCCAUUCUUAGCACCUUCCUCACAGCCCGGGGGGACCCGGACGAUGCUGCCCGCCGCUCCAUGAUUGAUGACACCUACCAGUGCCUGACGGCUGUAGCAGGCACACCCAGAGGGCCUCGGCACCUCAUUGCUGGUGGCACCGUGUCUGCCCUAUGCCAGGCAUACCUGGGGCACGGCUAUGGCUUUGACCAGGCCCUGGCACUCCUGGUGGGGCUGCUGGCUGCUGCCGAGACACAGUGCUGGAAGGAGGCGGAGCCCGACCUGCUGGCCGUGUUGCGGGGCCUCAGUGAGGAUUUCCAGAAAGCUGAGGAUGCCAGCAAGUUUGAGCUCUGCCAGCUGCUGCCCCUCUUUUUGCCCCCGACAACCGUGCCCCCUGAAUGCUACCGGGAUCUGCAGGCCGGGCUGGCACGCAUCCUGGGAAGCAAGCUGAGCUCCUGGCAGCGCAACCCUGCACUGAAGCUGGCAGCCCGCCUGGCACACGCCUGCGGCUCCGACUGGAUCCCGGCGGGCAGCUCCGGGAGCAAGUUCCUGGCCCUGCUGGUGAAUCUGGCGUGCGUGGAAGUGCGGCUGGCACUGGAGGAGACGGGCACGGAGGUGAAAGAGGAUGUGGUGACCGCCUGCUAUGCCCUCAUGGAGUUGGGGAUCCAGGAAUGCACUCGCUGUGAGCAGUCACUGCUUAAGGAGCCACAGAAGGUGCAGCUCGUGAGCGUCAUGAAGGAGGCCAUAGGGGCUGUUAUCCACUACCUGCUGCAGGUGGGGUCAGAGAAGCAGAAGGAGCCCUUUGUGUUUGCCUCGGUGCGGAUCCUGGGUGCCUGGCUGGCCGAGGAGACCUCAUCCUUGCGUAAGGAGGUGUGCCAGCUGCUGCCCUUCCUCGUCCGCUAUGCCAAGACCCUCUACGAGGAGGCCGAGGAGGCCAAUGACCUUUCCCAGCAGGUGGCCAACCUGGCCAUCUCCCCCACCACCCCAGGGCCCACCUGGCCAGGAGACGCUCUCCGGCUCCUCCUGCCUGGCUGGUGCCACCUGACCGUUGAAGAUGGGCCCCGGGAGAUCCUGAUCAAGGAAGGGGCCCCCUCGCUUCUGUGCAAGUAUUUCCUGCAGCAGUGGGAACUCACAUCCCCUGGCCACGACACCUCGGUGCUGCCUGACAGCGUGGAGAUUGGCCUGCAGACCUGCUGCCACAUCUUCCUCAACCUCGUGGUCACCGCACCGGGGCUGAUCAAGCGUGACGCCUGCUUCACAUCUCUUAUGAACACCCUUAUGACGUCGCUACCAGCACUAGUGCAGCAACAGGGAAGGCUGCUUCUGGCUGCUAAUGUGGCCACCCUGGGGCUCCUCAUGGCCCGGCUCCUUAGCACCUCUCCAGCUCUUCAGGGAACACCAGCAUCCCGAGGGUUCUUCGCAGCUGCCAUCCUCUUCCUAUCGCAGUCCCACGUGGCGCGGGCCACCCCAGGCUCAGACCAGGCAGUGCUAGCCCUGUCCCCUGAGUAUGAGGGCAUCUGGGCCGACCUGCAGGAGCUCUGGUUCCUGGGCAUGCAGGCCUUCACCGGCUGUGUGCCUCUGCUGCCCUGGCUGGCCCCCGCUGCCCUGCGCUCCCGCUGGCCGCAGGAGCUGCUCCAGCUGCUAGGCAGUGUCAGCCCCAACUCUGUCAAGCCCGAGAUGGUGGCCGCCUAUCAGGGUGUCCUGGUGGAGUUGGCGCGGGCCAACCGGCUGUGCCGGGAGGCCAUGAGGCUGCAGGCGGGUGAGGAGACGGCCAGCCACUACCGCAUGGCUGCCUUGGAGCAGUGCCUGUCAGAGCCCUGAGGGGUGUCCACCGGGGACAGACCCAGGGGCGGGCAGAGAGGGAAGGAGGGAGGAGGCAUCUUCCCUAAAGCCCCCAAACUGGCCCCCCCCUCCCCAGACUUCCUCCCCAAAACACCCCAGCUUUCUGGCUUUUCUGAGGGCAAGGGCAUGGUGCCCACCCCUCAAGUGUAAGGAACUGCGUUCCGCCCCUCAGGCCCCCAUGGGGGCAGGGAUCGGCUUGGAAAUCAACGUGGUUGUCCCCGCCAGGCCAGGGAAGGUUGGAGCAGCCCCCAGGGAGGGGGGCACUAGGUGUCAUUGUGCCCGAUGUCUGGCUCCCCUGCAGGAGGGAGGCUCCAGGGUAAGACAGGGCUGGCAGGAGCAGACUGCCUCAGCCCAUGUGCCCUGCCGGCCAGGGUGUGGGCUCCCCUCGGCUGUGGUGCCUCCUCUGGCCCCCCAGGUCCACGUCCUUUAAAUUGGCCCUUUGGCUCUUGCCCUUGGCUCCCUUGGGCAGACAGCAGGCUUAGGCCAUUGAUAUCGCAGUUCUUCCUAUCAGCUUCAGUGACCCAGGGUCUGAACUGCCCCCAUCCUAGGGCAACCUGGGGCAGACAGGCCUGGUGGGGGGUGGGGAAACCUCCUUCCACCUGAGCUUGCUUGAAGGGACCCAGGAGUCUCUGGGCCCAGAUCCUUAAACCUUUGUGUCGUGUUGCAGCAGAGUGACGAUGGGGGUUGGGGGGGUUAUUUAUUUUGCCUGUCCUUAUCCCUGCUUGGACACCUGAGCAUCUGAUUCCUGUCCCCCUGGUGCCAUCUGGCCUGGCUGGAGCCAGGAACAGGAGGGACACUUCCCCAGAAUCCGCAUGUUUCCCCAGUGAUUGCACUCCACUGCCACCGUGGUGCCUGGCUUUAACUCCCACCCCUGCUAUGACUCCUCUCUGCAGAGACGCGACUGGCGGCUCCAGCAGGGACUACCUUUCUUGUAAACCCAGGGGGACCACACACACACACAUACACACACACACACACACACACACACACACACAUACUCUUGAUCCCUUGCUUCCCUCCCCCAGUGCGUUCUGUGAUCGCCAAGUUCAAAGCUGUGCACAUGUGGACACUCAAUAAAUGUUCAUUGGUGA
This is a messenger RNA of Pan troglodytes (chimpanzee), 4006 nucleotides long. It is a transcript of the gene NCDN, whose product is annotated as neurochondrin. Gene Ontology annotation, biological process: neuron projection development; regulation of neuronal synaptic plasticity. The record is from RefSeq and is a predicted model, not a curated record. Bases 756 to 2894 code for a protein of 712 amino acids. NCBI's taxonomy places the organism in Eukaryota, Metazoa, Chordata, Mammalia, Primates, Hominidae. The transcript is spliced from 8 exons. Gene Ontology annotation, cellular component: dendrite.